Messenger RNA from Owenia fusiformis, 1511 nucleotides. The record is from the annotation of a GenBank genome assembly. Lineage: Eukaryota; Metazoa; Annelida; Polychaeta; Sabellida; Oweniidae.
AUGAAAGUUGUCGUGAACACAUUUCAAUCCUCAGUCUAAGUAUCGCUUUUUAAGACUCAAUAGACUUUGAAUUGAAUUUCAAGCAUAGUUCGAAAAUAGAAUCACAAGAGAAGGUUUUAAACCAUGAAAUCGACUCUAAAGCCUGAGAAAAUGUUUUUUUAACCAUUUUGUCGGCUGUAUGUUACAGUGUGCCUUUAAAUAAGACACAAGUUUGUAAAUGAGGCGCUAAUUACCAAAAUAACAAUUUGUUGUUGCAGUCAACACAGGUUAUGGUAGACAUUGCAUUGUUCCAAAUCCUCAAUGUUCAUGAAAGGAGUAAAGUCAUUGAAGUAGCAACAUUCAUGCGAUUCUUUUGGAACGAUAGCCGUCUGCAGUGGAACCCAAAGGAUUAUGGGAACAUUACAAUACAACACUUUGCCAAUGAUGAGAUUUGGAUCCCAGAUAUAACAUUAUACAAUAGUGCGGACUAUAAUAAACAAACCUCACUAAAAUUUUACAGUGAAGGCAUACCGAAUAUUGUUGAACACACAGGAUAUGUUCGCUGGAAUUUUCCUGCUGUUCUCCGAGUAUCAUGUACAAUGUUUUUGAAAAUAUUUCCAUUUGAUACACAGAAAUGCAAUAUGAUCAUUGCACCAUGGGUAAGUGACGUCUCUGAAAUAUACAUAUAUACCAAACAAAGGAAAGGAGAUAUGAAACAUUUUCAACUAAAUGGUGAAUGGAAUAUUUUAGACUUUUAUACAUAUAACACUGAAAUGAACUACUCGAGUUCUCCAGGGACUGUUGUUUUGCCAUUUAGUGAAGUGGUAUCUACCAUAAUAAUACAGCGCAAACCAUUAUACUACAUUUUCAAUCUGAUCAUACCAUGUAUUUUCCUGCUACUAAUCAGCACUAUGGGUUUACUAAUGCCAAUAGCUUCUGGUUCCAGGGCACCAUUGUCAAUAAUGGUUUUAUUAUCCAUGGUUGUCCUAAACAUGAGCAUCUCAGCAUACAUACCAGUAGAUUCACACAACAUACCCCUGAUUAGCCAAUUCACAAUGUUCAUUAUGUUUGCUAUGGGCAUGAAUGUCAUCUUCACAGUUGGCAGCCUGAAUAUACAUUUCAAUGGCCACUAUGGAAAAAGGACUGCCUAUGUUGCUAGAGCACUUGGAAAGGUAUUUGGCAUUAUCAUUAAGAAACAUAGUGAUAUGGGUACCCUUGGUUUUGAUUUAACUGAAAACAAACAGGAUGGUUGUCAAAGCUGUCAACAUAUGGAACUGACUAAUAAAAUGUACAAGGAAAAACAUGAAAGAAAUAUGAAAAGAAUUAAAACUGAGCGUCAAAAAAGUGAAUGGAUGUUGGUUGCUAUGGUUAUGGACCGUUGUCUGGUAGUUUGUGUUCUACUUGUCACAUGCAUUGUGUUUACAUUGUUAUUCAAUCAAAUAACUGUUCAUAGUUAGUUUUGUCAUAAAAUAUUGUCAAUAUAUUGGAUGUCAGUCAAAUAAAAUAUCUGAAUAUAUAUCUUUGAGAAGAAA